UUCCGCUAAACUUCCUCUGCUUUACUUUCAUUGUUGACAGUUUGUUAACUGCUGAAAAAAAUGCUUUUUCAUGUUUAAAUUUGUUUUAAACCAUAGUUAAAAUCUGAUUAACAGUAGGCAGUACAUCUGGAAUGACAUGUCGCUCGGUUAUUAGGGGUUUGUGUGGGAAAUACUCGCAUGUUUUCUUCACUGCUAGUGAGCUAAGCAGCUAGCUGUCUAGCCUGCUGUACAGUACAGCUGCUGUGUGUCUGCGAAUCUGCACCGAAAGCCAAGAUUAUGUUUCUCGAUGUGCUUCUGUUAUGCUUUUACUUGUUUUGAAUAACCUGUGCAGCAUGGAAUCUGAGGGAAUCGUCAUUCGGAUAAAGACACCGGUGGGAGACAUGGACUCCUCAGUGGACUCUCCAUCACAUCUCAACUUCAGUGAUUUGCUGGCCGCGAUCAAGGAUGUCAUGCCUGAAGCCACAGUCACAGCUUUUGAAUAUGAGGAUGAAGUUGGUGACCGAAUCACAGUUCGCAGUGAUGAGGAGCUCAAAGCCAUGCUGUCGUAUUAUUGCAACACAGUGAUGGAGCAACGCAUCAAUGGACUGUUACCUGAGCCUUUACAGAUAUUUCCACGAGCCGGUAAGACCCCAGGGAUCCGCAACAUACACGGCCUGAAGGUGAACACGCGGCCCGAAUCCUCGAGUGGCAGGGGCUCCUCUGCGGCUGAUUCCCGGUCCAAUGAUAGCACUUUAAAGAAAUCUUCAGCUGAGCUUAAGAAGAUUUUGACAAAUGGACAGAUCAAUGAACAUGACCUCCAGUACCAGGAGCAGCUUGGCCAUGGAAAUGGCGGAACAGUUUACAAAGCUUACCACUUGCUUGGGAAGAGAAUUGUAGCGGUGAAGGUGAUUCCUCUCGACAUCACAGUGGAGCUGCAAAAGCAGAUCAUGUCAGAGCUUGAGAUCCUUUAUAAGUGUGAUUCUCCAUACAUCAUAAAGUUCUACAGUGCUUUCUUUGUGGAGAACAGAAUAUCGAUAUGCACUGAGUUUAUGGAUGGUGGCUCUCUGGAUGUCUACUGGAGAAUCCCAGAGCAUGUGUUGGGAAGAAUUGCUGUUGCGGUGGUAAAAGGAUUAACGUACCUCUGGAGCCUGAAGAUUUUACACAGAGAUGUGAAACCCUCCAACAUGUUGGUUAACACACGGGGUCAGAUCAAACUGUGUGACUUUGGAGUCAGCACACAGUUGGUGAACUCCAUUGCUAAAACAUACGUUGGAACCAAUGCAUACAUGGCGCCAGAGCGGAUAUCAGGGGAACAGUAUGGUAUUCACUCAGACGUGUGGAGCCUAGGAAUCUCUUUCAUGGAGUUGGCGCUGGGCUCUUUUCCAUAUCCACAGAUUCAAAAGAACCAGGGUUCCUUAAUGCCUCUUCAGUUAUUGCAGUGCAUUGUUGAUGAGGAUCCUCCGGUGCUUCCAAUUGGUCAGUUCAGUGAGAAAUUUGUCCACUUCAUUACACAAUGUAUGAGGAAGCAACCCAAAGAAAGACCAGCUCCAAACAAUCUUAUGGACCACCCCUUUAUCAUGCAAUAUAAUGAUGGCAACACAGAGGUCGUGUCCAUGUGGGUGUGCCGCAGUCUAGAGGAGCGCAAAAGCCAGCAAGCACAGAGACUGGUGUGAACAGCAGUGGCACCGGAUGGAAUUCUGGGAGAUGGUGUCCACAUUUCCUCACUUUACUCUUCCACUGAACCUAGAGAAGCAGCAGCUGAUCUUGCAGCACCUCCUCCCAACCUUGAGUUAAAUGGUGCAUGGUGAGAGAACUGCUACGAGUCUAAUGCAGAUUAUGCUAGCAUCCUGCAAAUAGGGAUUUUAACCGUGUAUGUUGGUUUGCAUUGAUGCAAAUCUUUAACUUUGUUCUUCUGCAGUGGGUUUCUUUUCACUUUCUGUGCAGAUUCCAAAGUAAAUGUUUCCGCAGAAGAUCCUUGCGGGGGGCUGUUGCUUACUCGACUCCGAUUUAGUUCCUGUGGGUUUGGAUUUGAGUGAAAAUGCUGUCUCUGUCUGUACUUAAACAACAAUCUGGUUUUGCCAAAACAUUGUGGGCACGUCAUAAAUCAUCUUGGUUUUUAAAUAUAUGUUGUGUCAAGCAUUGCUCCCUGCUCCAGUGCAAAUCAUGCUGCUGUUGUUUUAAAAGCUACUUUUUGGUGAGUUUCACAAAUGGCCUGCUACAGUUGUGGCAAUACACCAUUGAAGAUGGAAAAAUGUGAUGCGUUGUUACGGUGGAAGGCAGUGGAUGGCUCGGGCGGAUGAGCUUUUAGAUAGUCCAGCAACAGCCGACAGUAAUGAUACAUGAGAAGCCAGUGGAUUUUGUUCUUGCCCUCAUCCAGAAUAAGCCCAGCUGAGAACUUUAUUCAAGGGGCUCAUGGUUCCUUUGAUUUGUGCAUUGCCUUAAUCUCUCUUUCAAGGUCAUUUUAUACAAUUUUUGCUUUAUGUACACUAAAAGUUGGGGGUCUGUAAGAUUUUAGUUUUCCGGUAUUCAGUAUAGAUUAUUAAAUUGGUCAAAAGUGACAGUAAAGACGGUAUUGCAGAUUA
Sinocyclocheilus anshuiensis is the source of this 2561-nucleotide messenger RNA. RefSeq names its product dual specificity mitogen-activated protein kinase kinase 5-like. Gene Ontology annotation, biological process: protein phosphorylation; MAPK cascade. The coding region runs from base 300 to 1652 and encodes 450 amino acids. Lineage: Eukaryota; Metazoa; Chordata; Actinopteri; Cypriniformes; Cyprinidae. The record is from RefSeq and is a predicted model, not a curated record. The transcript is spliced from 22 exons. Gene Ontology annotation, molecular function: protein binding; MAP kinase kinase activity; ATP binding.